Messenger RNA from Amphibalanus amphitrite, 1766 nucleotides. Its product is annotated as F-box only protein 47-like. The transcript has 9 exons. Bases 1 to 1272 code for a protein of 423 amino acids. The record is from RefSeq and is a predicted model, not a curated record. NCBI's taxonomy places the organism in Eukaryota, Metazoa, Arthropoda, Thecostraca, Balanomorpha, Balanidae.
AUGCACCACGUAUUUCAGUGGCUUGACGACUGGCCUGUGCAGUGUGCCUAUCUGACGGACACUGGUUCCAUUUACUGCGCGACUGGCCGGCGGCCAGCGGUGUCGCUCAGUCGGCUGGCGCUGACGGCCAAGUCGGUGCGCGCCCUGGUGGAGGCGUGGCUGGUGACGCCGCGCGCCAUCGCCUGUCUGGUGCCGCCGCUGCCGGACGGAGCCGACCCGAUCGGCCUGCCGGGCCCCGGACUGCUGGUCACGUUUCAGCGUCUGGGGCUGCUGCAGAAGCGCGUCACCUGCCUCUACUUCACCAAAGACCGGCUGCGCAGACUGUGGGACUUUGUGAACCAGGUGGACGCGCGCUGGAGCGCCGCCGGCGUCUCGGUGCCGUGCGUGGUGACGCUGGCCUGCUACGGCCGCUUCCUCCACGCCGCCAUCGCCGGAUGGGAGGAGUGCGAGUGCGACAAGGUGUUCCGGGCGCUGUCGAGCCGCUGCUGUAUGACCCAGCUGGCCGAGCGGGUGCUCAGAGGAACGGCCGGCGCCGCGCCCCAGGACGAGGUCAACCUGCGCCUCUUCUACAGGCUGGUGCUGCUGGACCCGUGUCGGACCGCCCGCGACCGGCAGCUGUGGACGGAGCGUAUCCUGGCCGGACACUCGGUGCACCGGCAGGCGCGCCUGCUCUACCUGCUCUACGGACCGCGCACACACAAGGAGCUGCUCUGGGAGGAGACCACCGACAGCAUCCCGCACGGCGCGCACCAGGCGGCGCAGCACUUUGCCGAGCUGGCGGCGGCGCUGACGCGGCUGGCGACCGCCCCGGGCUGGUCGGGCGCCGCGCUGGCCGACCUGCUCGAGCACCUGGUGGCCGCGCCGGCGCCCUGGCUGGCAGAGAACGUGGCCUGCCUGCUGCUGCUGGCCGGCGAACAGGUGGCCGUGCCGCUGCUGGCCGCUCAGGCGCGCGCCGGGCGUACCGGCCAGGUGGCCCGCCUGCUCGGCGCGCUCUGCAUCAUGACGCACAAGUUCCGCCGGAGCCAGCACUGGGUGCUGACGGUAGUGCGCCAGCUCUGCCAGGAGAUCGGCAGCGCGCGCGACCGCGGCGGCCUGGUGCGGGCCAUCUGGGACGCCUUCACCUGCCAGAUCAUGGACCUCUGGGACCUGCUCCGGUCACACGAAGACCCGGACCUGAUCGAGGAGGACAUCCGUCUGCUGGUGUCAGCGCACGCCGAGUUCGGAAAGGUGGUCAUGUGCCGCGCGCUCGUGUCCGACGGCCUGCAAUGCUGACGAAGUCGCCGCCAGCACUACUGAAACAGCCGCCGCCCGGCCGAGCCGGCUUGGUCUGCACUGCUGACCGAUUCACGGCUUCCCUCGCUGGCCUGGUGACCUGAUGAGUUGCCAACUGGUCAGCCAGGCCCCUGCCUAACCGGGGGCCUCCAGCGUCCGUACUCAUUUUCGAGAUAAAACCCGCGUUUUUCCAUGUUGAUGUGAUAAUCAUGACAGUACAAAGACAUGAGACCAGCGUCUUUCCACAUGCGUGUGAUAAUCAUGAGUACAAUGAUCUAAAACUUUCAUCUCUUCAUAUUAGUGUGAUAAUCAUGUGUGUAUAUUGACGCCGUUAUCUGUUAUAUGGUGUUAUAUUUUUUACUUGCAAUCCACAUAUUUAUAUAUUUCAUAAGAACAUGGACUGUUCUACCUUUUAUGAUUUGUGUUCGUUUUUGUGCCAUUGAUCGCAAGUUGGGAAUAAAUAAAAUCGUAUUGCAGCAUUAGCUGUGCUAAAA